AUUAAUGACCGAUAUUGUAUAUAUAUAUAUGUGUGUGUGUGUGUAUGUAUACAUGUAUACAUAUGUAUAUAAAUCGUGUUGAAUCGGAUCAUAAUAGAUUAUUGCUGGAAUGUUUACGAACUUUGCUAUUAAUUAAUAACAAAAUAGAUAAUUAUCGCACAUACAUUGAAUAUUUAAGUUAAAAGAAAAAACAGAUAAAGUAAUCCAAGUACGUCAGUAUUGAAUAAAUCGUAAUUUUUACAAUAUUCUAACCUAUUUGUGCAAGUAAAGUGUAUACAAGCAAUAAAUAAUGAAAUAUUCAACGUCACCACCAGCAACUCCACGCUCGUUAUCACCAAAUCAAUUUUCCGGUGGAUUUUUUAAUUCAUCUCUUUCAUCAUCAUCAUCAUCAUCAUUGCCGAAUCCAAUAACUUAUCGUAAUCGAAAUUGUAUGGGUGGAGCAUCUAAAUGUUAUAAAUAUUUACGAAAAUUACUUAAAUUUGAGCAAAUGGAUUUUGAAUUUGCCAUUUGGCAAAUAAUAUAUUUACUUAUAUCACCUCAAAAAGUUUAUAGAAAUUUUCAAAAUCGCAAACAAACAAAGUUACAAUUUGCACGAGAUGAUCCAGCAUUUUUAGUUCUACUUGGCUGUUGGCUCCUAGUAUCAUCAUUAGCAUUUGCUCUUGUUUUAAGAUUGAGUUUUCUACAAUUUAUUAAAUUUUUAUUGUACUCAACGUUAGUUGAUUGUAUCGGAGUUGGAUUAUGUACUGCGACAUUAUUUUGGUUUAUAAGCAAUCAUUAUUUAAGACGGGAUUCAACACAAGAUGUAGAAUGGGGAUACGCAUUUGAUAUUCAUUUGAAUGCUUUUUUCCCACCAUUAAUUAUUCUUGAUAUUCUACAAAUUUUUCUAUAUCCUGCUUUUAUAAAUUAUGAUACUUUUUCUGCAAGAUUUCUUGGGAAUACUUUUUGGUUAGUAUCUAUAGGAUACUAUAUUUAUAUAACGUUCUUAGGAUAUGCUAAUGUUGAAAUAUUACAUCGUACUGCCGGUAUUCUUUGGGCAUUACCAAUAGCCCUAUUAAUUUAUAUUGUUUUUUUAUGUGCCGGUAUUAACAUGAGUAAAAUAGUUAUUAAUUUUUACCUUGAUCGUGUUAUUUCAUAAUUUAUAUUUUUUAAUAUAAUUGUAUUGUGUAUUUUUGUAUAAUAUAAUUAUUGUAAAUUAAUAUUUAUAUAAAUAAUUUAAUUGAA
Messenger RNA from Microplitis mediator, 1221 nucleotides. RefSeq names its product protein unc-50 homolog (gene Unc50). Gene Ontology annotation, cellular component: Golgi membrane. The coding region runs from base 290 to 1135 and encodes 281 amino acids. NCBI's taxonomy places the organism in Eukaryota, Metazoa, Arthropoda, Insecta, Hymenoptera, Braconidae. The record is from RefSeq and is a predicted model, not a curated record. The transcript is spliced from 5 exons.